Molecule: messenger RNA, 2176 nt
Organism: Gasterosteus aculeatus aculeatus (three-spined stickleback)
Lineage: Eukaryota; Metazoa; Chordata; Actinopteri; Perciformes; Gasterosteidae
Source: RefSeq, a predicted model, not a curated record
UGGUUCUCACUGUAUUGAUUAUUUUCAUAUAUCUCUCCCUCCCUCCCUCUUUCCCUCCCCCUCUCUCUCUCUCUCUCUCUCUCUCUCUCUGAUCAUCUCCAGCUUGCCUGAUCUCUGAUCAGUUUUCCUGGCCUUCUUAUCGAUCCUCCAGCUCGUGCCUGUGAGUCAGCCCGUCCGGUGUCGGUCUGGUUCCAUCUGGUUUCUUCUGGUUCCGGUUGUAUGUUCCGUAACUUUUCAGAGUGGACCUCCGCUCUCAGGUUAGCUGUUAGCAACUUGCCUCUAGCUUCAUCUUACGGGUCUUUUCCUGCUCAAAGUCUCCAUCCCACACCGAAUCUUGCUCGCUGCUGUGCAGACUGAACACUUCGGCUUAGCUACGGGCUAGUUAGUCAGUUAGCAGGGCUAGCAGGGCAGCUAAGCUAACUAGAUAGCCCUUAGCCUGUGUUAGCAGCCAGCAGUUAGCCCCCGCUGGCUCGGUCCUCCUCAUGCCGGCGAUGCUGGAGAGAAACCCGGAGGCUCCGGGGAAGAGGAGAGGCAGAGGUCCGACUGGCAGCGGCAGCAGUGGACCCGGAGCAACGGCGACUCACGUCGGGAAGAGCCUGUCCGGUAAUGGAACCAGCAACAGCUGCUGGGAAGACGGAAGCUCCGGCUCGAGCAGCGACGAGGAGCAUGGUGGAGGAGGGAUGCGGGUUGGAACCCAGUACCAGGCCCUGGUUCCGGACUUUGACCCGGAAGUGGCCCAGGCAGCUCAGCUCAGAGAGAACCUUGGCAUGUUGGUGUGGAUCCCCAGCAGCUUCCUGAACCAGACUCAGUUGGACGAGUACAUCGCCAUUGCCAAGGAGAAGCAUGGCUACAACAUGGAGCAGGCUCUGGGAAUGCUCUUCUGGCACAAACACAACAUUGAGAAGUCUCUGGCCGACCUGCCGAACUUCACUCCCUUCCCUGACGAGUGGACGGUGGAGGACCGAGUUCUGUUUGAACAGGCGUUCAGCUUCCACGGGAAGAGCUUUCACCGCAUCCAGCAGAUGUUACCUGAUAAGGCCAUGGCCAGCCUGGUGCGCUUCUAUUACUCCUGGAAGAAAAGUCGCAGUAAAACAAGUCUGAUGGACCGACAGACCCGAAAACACAAGAGAGAGAGAGACGACAGUGACGAUGAAGUCGAGGAAAGAAACAUAAAUCCUCCUGUUGACUUCGAGCUCGUCCCAAAUAAAGACAACAAGGAGCUGAGUUCUGGACCAGAGAGGUCAGAGGUCAAACCAGCCCCUGGACUGAAGACAGGCAGCAAGGCGUCUCAGCGGUUGAAGAAGCGUCCUCCCAAAGGAAUGUUCUUGAAUCAGCAGGAUGUCGUUUCUCUCUCGUCUUCGUCUGCUCAGGGACUCAUCAGACAGCUGGACUGUCAACUGGUCUCCAUAAAGAGACAGAUUCAGAGCAUCAAACAGUCGAACGGUUCUCUGAAGGACAAGAUCUGCUCAGGAGUCAACGAGUUCAGGCAGCCUGAGGUAACAAUGGUGACGCACACAAACCAAAAUGCCAAAGUUAACACUCGUUGGACCACCGAAGAGCAGCUGCUUGCUGUACAAGCCAUCAGGAAGUAUGGGCGGGACUUCCAGGCCAUCUCAGAUGUGAUUGGUAACAAGUCGGUGGUUCAGGUGAAGAACUUCCUGGUGAACUACAGAAGGAGGUUUAACUUGGAUGAGGUCCUUCAAGAGUGGGAGGCUGAACAUGGGACAGAUGGGGGUGGAAGAGGACGAGGGGGAGAGGAGGACAAGAUGGAUGACAAGAUGGAGGAGUGUACUGCUGAGGAAGAGGACUUCGCCGCCACAGAAACAAAGGAGGACUCGUCCUCUCCCGUGGACUCUCAGAAGCCUCUGCCUUCUUGACUCUCUGACUCUGCCCACUAGUUCUAUGAUGCUGUCAUGAGUUUUUUUUAUUAUUUGGACUUAUAGAAUGGUCAGAAUGAGGUUUGUGUUAUGAACCUCAUUGAGACAACCCUCUCUGGACCACUCAGAAAUCAAAGAGGGGGGGCCUGUUCUUUUUUGUCUACAUAUUUCCCCUACAUCAAUGUUUUGUUUUGAAUCUUUUGUCUUUGAGGGCGGAGUUUUGUCAUGUUGGAUGAUGUCACUCAAGUUGGGGUGCAUGACAAAAAUCAAAAAUAUCAAUAAAUGAUUUUGUUUCUUUA